UGCAUAAUUUUUUGAUAUCAAACUAUCUUUCAAAGGAAAUUUUGAACUUAAAAAAUAUUAUAAAAAAUGAAAACCUAAGAAAAAGAAUUAAAAGAGCACAAAAGGAUAUACAUAUCGAAGAUAAAUCAAAAUGUUCCAUUCCAAACUCUACUGACGACUACAUUGAAAUGUUAUUGCUUACCGGUUUUUCGCAGUACAAACCAUGGCUAAAAAGAUUUUUAGACUUGGAUGAAGGUAUCCACGGAACCAAAAAUCGUUUUGAGAGGUCUCUAGAUCUUAUUCCGCCGAAAAACACAGCAUACGAUGACUACGAUUACGGAGAUUUUACCGGCUAUGCAUAUGAAGGUGGUCAAUUGCCGAGCAAUAAUUACAUCCUUAAGCCUUCAGAGGGGAUUAUGCCUAAAAUAAUCUUAAAAGAAAAUAUUGGUUUAGCUGUAUAUAAAAAUAGUAAAAACGGAUAUGAAAACACUCAGAGAGCUUACAAAUCUUAUGACGUUGCACCUUUAGAGCGUUUAAACCGAUCCACCAAAUCAGAAAAAAGAAAUAAAUUUUAAGGACAUAACGGAUAUUGCAUUAACAACUUUGGCAUUUCUAUCGUUUGGGAUGUUUACUUUACAACUGCUAAUGUGCAUU
Messenger RNA from Drosophila gunungcola (fruit fly), 633 nucleotides. RefSeq lists its product as uncharacterized. The transcript has 4 exons. The record is from RefSeq and is a predicted model, not a curated record. The coding region runs from base 168 to 554 and encodes 128 amino acids. Lineage: Eukaryota; Metazoa; Arthropoda; Insecta; Diptera; Drosophilidae.